Molecule: messenger RNA, 3120 nt
Organism: Amoebophrya sp. A120
Lineage: Eukaryota; Dinophyceae; Syndiniales; Amoebophryaceae
Source: the annotation of a GenBank genome assembly
AUGUUGCGUGUCGUGGUUGCCUUUUCGUUCUGGGUCUCGCUACCCACCACGUCGCCGGUUGAAGCUGGCGCCAUCCGCAGCCAAGCAUUGUCGCCGGAACACCAGCUACACCAGCACGGCGCGACGAACUGUUGGGACGCAGGCACUACCCGGACUAGCUACGAGGACUGCUGUCUCUUGGACGGCAAGUCGCACGAACACCUGUCCAAGUCGAACAGCUGCUUUGACAGCAGUUUUCCGCUCUACUCCGAGCUGAAGUGCUGUUUUUCUGGCGGGUUUGCGACGGACGCGGUGGAUGCCGACUCCGGCGAGCAACAGAGGCUCACGCUGGGGUUCCGCGGGUAUUUGGAUCCGCUUCGCUACGCGGGGGUCUUCUACGGUGCGGACUUUAAAGAAGAGGAAGCGAAGAAUGCUUCUAAAAAGGGACGAGGACACCAGCAGCAAGCUGCUGUAGUUCUAGUGGACGAUACCAGACCUGCACCCGGUGCCGCACCCAAGUCAGGAGCAGAACAACAGCUGCGUGGUGAAGUUCAAGAUUUCAGCCCAUCUACUUCCCCUGCGCCUACCCCGGGUACUUUGGAUCUCCGACGCGUGAGCAAACUGGAGCCGCACGUUCUUUCGGAGUUGCCCCUCGAUAUUUUGGCCGCACAGAAGGAAUUUUUGCCACAUUUAACCAAGCGGCACGACUACAUCGCGAAACGUAGUUACUACGACCGCCCGGAGAUGUUGAGCGGGGUCGUAUUGAAUGCCGAGGAUAUUAAUGCCGUGCCCGUUCCUACUCCAUCAGAAGCUCCUCGUCCUGGUGCGAUUUCUUCCAAAUCAUCGUCCUCCAUAUUACCGCUGCUGCCUACUUUAUCAGCUUUACCACCUAGUACGAGUACGGUCACAUCACCCUACAAGACCUCCCCACCCCGCGCGUCGCAGCAGCAGCAUGCGCAGUUUGCGGAGAAGGGCGAAACAGUGGAUGAGUUUCUGAAAAAACAAUUUGCCAACGUCUGGAACGUUUCCAUCGUGAACAUUGGCACCGCCGACGGUGUCUCCGAUGACCCGCUGACCGAGCUUUCUGACCGGGCCGAGGCGUUGGUGGGCGCGGAACGAGACCCGAAGCAGUGCGCUCUGUACCGCCAGCGGUUCCCCAGGGCAAAGCUGCUGUGUGAGGGGGUGUAUGCUCUGCAAAAGUUCUUGUAUCGCACUCGUAUAAACUUGAAGAUGCAGUGAUAAAGAAGAUGCAUGACAUCUUCAAAUGCCUUCUCCAAGCCGAGUCAGCAUUUCAAUCGUUGCAAGUAUCCCAGUUUUUUUUCUCUUGCCAAAUGAAAUUUCCAAGAUGGUAACUAUCUUUUCUACUAAGUGCGACACUUUUUUUGCAAUGCAUAGCUUCGACCCGGAGAAGGUCGAGAGCACGAUUGUGGCGUCGUUACGGGAGGAGAUGCGGAAGAGCGUGAGUUCGUCAAGUAGAACAAGCGCUAGAACUACUACAUCUGGCACCGCGGCGCCAAACGAAUCGGACUCGGAGUCGAUGAAAUUAUCGGGCGGAUCAACCAGUACAGCAUCCGCAUCGUUGAAUAGUAGUACCCAACAUCAAACACAAACCCGCACCCGCUUCUCCAUUCUCAAAAUCGACAUCGACAGCUUCGAUUGUGUUCUGGCGGAAAAGCUUUUGCAGUUAAACCUGCGCCCGGACUACCUGGUGAUGGAGGUGAACGCGGCGGUUCCGCCCCCCUUCGAGUUCGCCAUGCCCUACGAGCCGCGGUUGUUUUCCAAGAUGAAGACGGAACUCGCCGCGCCCCGGACAGGGGGCCACAUUCGGAGUACGUUCGGGCACAAGAUUACAAUUACCCGAGGGCUGGAGGAGGAAAGAAUCAUCGCAAACGUGCCGCUGUUCUCCUGUUCCCUGAGCUCCAUGGUGCGGCAGUUUGGCGCAUUCGGCUACUCGCUGGUGUUUUUCCACUACGGUGACGCGGUCUUCUAUGGAAGCGUCAGGUUUGAAAUCGUCAAAGUUGAAAUAACUUGUAAUGCAUAAAAUGGAUACCAGUUGGAAACCCAAUUUUCAAGCGGCGCAUGACAAGUUUUCCGAGCACCGGAAUCCAAUUUGUCAUGCUGUUCGGGCACAGGCGACUGCUUUUGUCAUGCUCCUUCAGCAGCUCUACUUCAAGCACCAAACAGGCUGACACGCGGCCUCACUUGCCAUCCCGGCAAGGCAGGCACUUCAUGCCUUGCAUUUUAUGCAUGACAAAUCAUUUCGGUCGGUUUAGCAUGACAAAUCAUUUCAACUUUGACGAUUUCAAACCUGACGCUUCCAUAUCUUCGUGAGUGACGAAGUGUGGCGGUGGGGAGCGAACUACGCAGGAUCAAAUCGAGCAAGUGGAACUACAACUGGAACGGGUGGGAAAAUAAUGAAUGCAGGGUUAGCACGACGACGACCCGAGGACAUGAACAACGCAAUGAACAAACUGUACACACUGGAUCCCUUCUGGAUCUUCUGGUAUUACCCGAUCGGCGCAUUCGGCUUUUCCGCGACAGAAAUGCGACAAAUCUUCUUUGCCGGCGGUAUGAUGCAGCUACGAGGAAUUGACCGAGAACCACGACCACCGCAGGCCGGCUUGCAGACGCGGGAAAUGAAAAGAGAACAGAGACGAGCGGCACAGGACACCAGCACUAGCGCGACAGCGCCUGCUUAUCAUGAAGAAGAAGAAGAACAGAAAAACCGGCGAGCGGUGUACCUGGCGGGGCAGAAAAUCCUUCAGAAACUGCAUGAGUGGGGCAAGUUCGCGCUGCGAAAUCACUGGCAAAACACCGGGAAAAAGCGGAACAAGUUGCUGGAUCGCCUGUUGCAAAAAGCCAUCCAACUUCGCGUGAACGGAACCAUCGUCGAACCAAGUUCCACUUCCUUGUCGUCCAGGAGUAGCUCUAGUUUGAUGAGCUCAUCUUCCGAUAAUCUCAUCAACAGCGAACAGAAUGUAGUACAUCAGAAAGAGGAAGUAGAAGACCGUGCUUCUGAUCAUGUCUUCAACACGGAGGACGAUCUUGUAUCUAGAAAUGCUUACACUUCUUCUGCGCAUCAUCAUGAAAAUACUGACUCGCCUUCGCCCGAGUCUGAUUCAGAACUAUCAACGAGUAGAG